Molecule: messenger RNA, 681 nt
Organism: Arachis ipaensis
Lineage: Eukaryota; Viridiplantae; Streptophyta; Magnoliopsida; Fabales; Fabaceae
Source: RefSeq, a predicted model, not a curated record
AUGGGGGAUUUUAACGAGGUAACUCAUGUAGAAGAGAGAAAGGGUGCUACCUCUUUAACAGUGUCCGCAGAAGAGUUUAAAUCGUGGAUACAGGAUAUGGAGUUAGUGGACUUGGCAAUAACUGAUCGCUUAUUCACCUGGUUCAGAGGGCAAUCAUGUAGCCGCAUUGAUAGGGGACUGGUUAGUUUAGAGUGGCUAGAAGAGUUUCCUGAUACAAGACUGAGAGGGGGACCUAGAGGGUUAUCAGACCAUUGCCCAAUGAUCUUGGAGGUUACCCGGAUUAGCGGGGGACCAAGACCGUUUUGGAGCUUGGAUUCGUGGUUUACCCAUGAUGGGUUCUUGAGAAUGGUGAAGGAGGAGUGGAGGAACUUGGGGGAGGGACAGUUCAUUGAUAAACUAAAGGCUCUGACGACUCCGCUGAGCAGAUGGCAUAGAGCCAAUUUUGGGAAUAUGGACCAAAGGAUUACACAGCUGGAGGAUGAAAUUAAGAAAGUAGAUGACAUGGUAAGUACUGGCACGGCUGAUGGGACUAUUGAAGCAAGAAGGAGAGCGUUGGUAAGCUUCUGUAGAAAAUGGUAUAUCAGGAAGGAGCUUCAUUGGAAGCAAAUGUCCAGAUCGCGGCACGUGAAGGAAAUAGAUAAAAAUACCCGCUACUUCCACAAUCUAGCCUCAGCACGAUGA